Radiomyces spectabilis is the source of this 679-nucleotide messenger RNA. RefSeq lists its product as uncharacterized. The coding region runs from base 22 to 480 and encodes 152 amino acids. Lineage: Eukaryota; Fungi; Mucoromycota; Mucoromycetes; Mucorales; Radiomycetaceae. The transcript has a single exon. The record is from RefSeq and is a predicted model, not a curated record.
AUUCAUUCUUUUUUAUUUCUUAUGUAUACAUCUAUCAUCCCAAUUUUUGCUGCCUUCUUGACAGCAUUUGUUCUGUAUCGACCUUUUAUCACCAGAUUGGAUCGUGUUAAAUACUACGUCUUCAGCACCAUCGCUUUUUUCACACCAUGGAUUCUUUCUGUAUCAUCACUGGCAGACGAAAAAUACUAUACCGCCAACAACACAGUAACAGCAGACUACCGGUUACACUGGUCUUCACACUACCGGCCCGUGCAAUCAACAAUGAAUCAUCAACAACAACAAUCAUAUUCCCAGUCGUAUUUGUUUAUUGACGCCACUGUACUUGCUUUGGGUGCUGCCAUGGCUGUUUCUAUACUGGGCUUAUUGACAAGAUGGCAUUUCGCCAUAUUGUUUGUCAACCCCCGCGCCAACAGUUUCACAUCCAUCUUGAUUCGUCAUGGUAUCUCCAUGGCACUGGUGUUAUUCGGUAUCGUUAGGUAAGAGAGACAAGGUCAAUCAAACGUAUUUCUUAUGCAAUUAAACUAAUUUGGUCAUUGUCCUAAUUUUUUUUUCUAUCAUUUCUUUUUCUUUAUCCACCCCUAAACUCUGUAAUUUUUUUUGCCACCCAAUUUUUCGUAUUUUUAACUUUUUUGGCUUCGUUUUUGCGCCUCGUGAAAAUUUUCCGGUUCUUUUUUUUUUU